CUGAGACACUGUGCCGCACGAUUCGAGAAGCACACCGCUCGAACCACCGGCCGGCGCUUGACAUCGCCAUGAAGCGAAAAAGGAAACCCUAAAUGUGCACCUUUGGGGUUUCCUGCGUCGUUACCUGUAGUGGGAUGUAUGACGUACUUUUAUAAACAUACUGUCAUAUGCACUAUAUCUGUAUACUUGUUUCGUCAUAGGCCACAUACCAAGGGCCUUCUGGGAGACCCCGUACAUUGUCAUAAGACACUCGGGAGGCAGACUCUGGGAUCUAGGACGUAGGCCUGGUCAUAUGUACGUGGGUGUGCCUGCGUUUGUGAAUGCCUGUGGCUGUAUUUGUGUGUAUCCUGCAGAUGCUAAUUCUUUGGAGGAGACAGAUGACAACGGUGUCAUAGUCUCUCUGCGAGCACCCUCACAGGCUAUAAAGAUCAACCGGUAUGUCAGUGUGUAUGGUAUCACAUCACAUGUACACCGAUCUGAGCCAUCUGCGUUUUCGAUGUGCAGCGACACUGGGAAAAUUGAGUGGCGUCUUGGCGGCGAAAGUGCGGACUUUAAGAUUAUCAACGAUCCCCACGGCAGAUUCAUAGGCCAACACGACAUAAGGGCUCCCGGUGGCAAUCGGAUCACUGUGUUUGACAAUGCUCAAAAAGGUGGCGGUCUAUGGAUAACCGCUCAGUUUGCUGUGAUGAGGCGGCCAAGUCGACUACAUACUGUACUGUAGAGCCCCUCAACAGCGUCAUUCAAUCAACGACUCAAAUCAUUCAUUCAUUCAUGCAUUCGUUGACCACUCAUCCAUUCACUCAUUCGCUGACCAAUCUCGAGUCUGGUUCAAUGAGGAGAAGUCUGUUUUCGGUGAGAACGUGUCAGGAGAUGAAGGGAUGGGUCAAACAAGCCAAGAGAUGGAGCAAGUGG
Molecule: messenger RNA, 912 nt
Organism: Vitrella brassicaformis
Lineage: Eukaryota; Vitrellaceae
Source: the annotation of a GenBank genome assembly